GAGAGAGAGAACAUUUUGUAUUAAGCAGCAUGGAGGUUAUUACGGCAUGUUGUUAGAGCUGGCUGCCAAAUAGAGAGAGAGAAGAUAAAUAGAGUUUAACUAUAACAAUUAAUGGACAAAAUGAUUUCGUGUAAAAAUUUAUGUGUUUUGCGCCAACUGCCGUUCAAGGGCUGCUGCCGUCAAUACAACGCCACACUGCUGUCCGGGCGGCUGGCCAGUUGGACGACGAGAGCCGCUGCCAGUUCAACGGCUGGAGUUGCUACCUCUGCCUGGCAACAGAGGGCGCCACACCAACGGCAGCAGCAACUACAACAGCAGCAGCAGCAGCAAAGGCGAAGUAUCUUCAGCUCGAGUCGUCUGAACGCCAAGGACUACUACGCCACACUUGGCGUGGCUAAGAAUGCCAGUGCGAAGGACAUCAAGAAGGCAUACUACCAGCUGGCCAAGAAAUACCAUCCGGACACGAACAAAGACGAUCCCGAUGCGAGCAAAAAGUUUCAGGAGGUGAGCGAGGCAUACGAAGUGCUCAGUGAUGAUCAGAAGAGGCGGGAGUACGACACCUACGGCCAGACCACAGAGAACAUGAACAGGCAGGGUGGCGCGGGAGGAUUCGGAGGCGGCGGCCCCUUCGGAGCCGAGGGCUUCGCACAGAACUGGCAGUUCCGCUCGACCAUCGACCCCGAGGAGCUCUUCCGCAAAAUCUUCGGCGAAGGCAACUUUCGCAGCAACAACUUCGACGACUUCGCCGACUCGAAAUUCGGCUUUGGCCAGGCACAGGAGUUGGUCAUGGAUCUGACCUUCGCCCAGGCGGCGCGUGGCAUCAACAAGGACGUCAACGUCAACGUCGUCGACCAGUGCCCGAAGUGCGCAGGCUCCAAGUGCGAGCCGGGCACCAAGCCAGGACGCUGCCAGUACUGCAACGGCAGCGGCUUCGAGACCAUCUCCACGGGCCCCUUCGUUAUGCGCUCCACCUGCCGGUAUUGCCAGGGCACACGCCAGUACAUCAAGUACCCGUGCGCCGAGUGCGAGGGCAAGGGCCGGACAGUGCAGCGCCGCAAGGUGACGGUGCCGGUGCCCGCGGGAAUCGAGAACGGCCAAACGGUGCGCAUGCAAGUGGGCAGCAAGGAGCUCUUCAUCACGUUCCGCGUCGAGCGCAGUGACUACUUCCGGCGGGACGGCGCCGACGUCCACACGGACGCGCCCAUCUCGCUCUCCCAGGCUGUGCUCGGCGGCACCAUCCGCGUCCAGGGUGUCUACGAGGACCAGUGGCUGAACAUCGAGCCGGGCACCUCGUCGCAUCGCAAGAUCGCCCUGCGCGGCAAGGGGUUGAAGCGUGUCAAUGCCCACGGCCAUGGCGACCACUUCGUUCACAUCAAGAUCGACAUCCCCAAGAAGCUGAGCCAGCAGCAGCGCGCGCUCAUAGAGGCCUACGCCGAGCUAGAGGAGGAUACGCCCGGGCAAAUCAACGGCAUGGCGGAGCGCAAAGACGGCAGUAAGAAAGCAACCGCAGGUCCUAGCAAAGCGAACGGGCCAGAAGGUAGAGAAGGAACAGCCAAAGGAACUCAAGGAGAAAGGAGAGCCACAGAAGCAACAGCAACAAGCACAACGAAGGACGAAGAAAUCGAAAAAUCCGAAAGGCGAACAGGAGAAAGUGGUGGAAGCGGCGGCGUAGGCUUCCUUAGUAAAAUCAAAUCCUUGUUCAACUGAGUUGAAUUUGUCUAUGUCUUGUUAUCGAUAACUGUUUUGUAAUCGCCAAUUGACCUACAAAUGCCUUAAUUUUUCUUUCUUUUAAGUUUUGUUAUUGUACAGUCUAGGGGCUAUAUAUAUAUAUAUAUAGAUUCCAUUAAGUGGAAACAAAUCCAAGAAAAAUACAACCAAAUUGAAAGUCGA
Drosophila mojavensis is the source of this 1890-nucleotide messenger RNA. RefSeq names its product protein tumorous imaginal discs, mitochondrial. The record is from RefSeq and is a predicted model, not a curated record. Gene Ontology annotation, cellular component: mitochondrion. Lineage: Eukaryota; Metazoa; Arthropoda; Insecta; Diptera; Drosophilidae. The transcript is spliced from 2 exons. Gene Ontology annotation, biological process: protein folding; negative regulation of apoptotic process; response to heat. Bases 112 to 1707 code for a protein of 531 amino acids. Gene Ontology annotation, molecular function: ATP binding; heat shock protein binding.